Messenger RNA from Meleagris gallopavo (turkey), 1955 nucleotides. The record is from RefSeq and is a predicted model, not a curated record. Lineage: Eukaryota; Metazoa; Chordata; Aves; Galliformes; Phasianidae.
AGCCCACUGCCCGUUGUCCUCGUGCCCUUCCCUGUCCUCCAGCCCAGCCCUGCAGGGCUGCGGGGGGGGAAAUCCCAAAAGCGAUGUCUGCAUGGGGAUGAGGUUCACGUGGGCUGGGAGACCACCCGGUCACUGUGCCUGCAUCGCGCUGCUCCCUGGGUGGUGGCCGUGCCCUGACUGUCCCAUCCCACCCAGAUGCCAGUGAGCCUCUCCACGGCGCUGCGUGUCGUCGGGACCAGCCUCUUUGCGCUGGCGGUACUGGGGGGCAUCCUGGCCGCCUAUGUCACCGGGUACCAGUUCAUCCACACGGAGAAGCACUACCUCUCCUUUGGGCUCUACGGGGCCAUCCUGGGGCUGCACCUCUUCAUCCAGAGCCUUUUCGCUUUCCUGGAGCACCGACGCAUGAGGGCUGAGGGACAGCCGGUGCGGUUGGGCCGCUCAGUGGCCCUCUGCAUCGCCGCCUACCAGGAGGAUCCCGAUUACCUGAAGAAGUGCCUGCACUCCGUCAAGCGCAUCGCCUUCCCUGACCUCAAAGUGGUGAUGGUGGUGGACGGCAACGGCCCGGACGACACCUACAUGCUGGACAUCUUCCACGACGUGAUGGGCUCUGAGCGUGUGGGCAGCUACGUCUGGAGGAGUAACUUCCACGCAUGGGGCGAGGGCGAGACGGAGGCCGGGCUGCAGGAAGGGCUGGCCCAUGUGCAGGCUCUGGUGCGCAGCACCACGUACUCCUGCAUCCUGCAGAAGUGGGGCGGGAAGCGCGAGGUGAUGUACACGGCCUUCCGGGCGCUCGGAGACUCCGUGGACUACAUCCAGGUGUGUGACUCAGACACGGUGCUGGACCCCGCCUGCACCACCGAGAUGCUCCGCAUCCUGGAGGCCGACCCCCGCGUCGGUGGCGUCGGUGGCGAUGUCCAGAUCCUGAACAAGUACGACUCGUGGAUCUCCUUCCUGAGCAGCGUGCGGUACUGGAUGGCCUUCAACGUGGAGCGUGCCUGCCAGUCCUACUUCGGCUGCGUGCAGUGCAUCAGCGGCCCGCUGGGCAUGUACCGCAACGCGCUGCUGCAGCAGUUCCUGGAGGACUGGUACCACCAGACCUUCCUGGGCACCAAGUGCAGCUUUGGGGACGACCGGCAUCUCACCAACCGCGUGCUCAGCCUGGGCUACCAGACCAAGUACACGGCACGCUCCCGCUGCCUGACGGAGACGCCGACACGCUACCUGCGCUGGCUCAACCAACAGACCCGCUGGAGCAAGUCCUACUUCCGUGAGUGGCUCUACAACGCGCUGUGGUUCCACAAGCACCACCUCUGGAUGACCUACGAGUCGGUGGUGACCGGCUUCUUCCCCUUCUUCCUCAUCGCCACCGUCAUCCAGCUUUUCUACCGCGGGCGCAUCUGGAACAUCCUCCUCUUCCUGCUGACGGUGCAGCUGGUGGGCAUCAUCAAGGCUACCUAUGCCUGCUUCCUGCGUGGCAGCGCUGAGAUGAUCUUCGUCUCCCUCUACGCCCUGCUCUACAUGUCCAGCCUGCUGCCCGCCAAGAUGUUUGCCAUCGCCACCAUCAACAAGUCAGGCUGGGGCACGUCGGGCCGCCGCACCAUCGUGGUCAACUUUGUGGGGCUGCUGCCGGUGUCGGUGUGGGCGGCCGUGCUGCUGGGCGGCCUGGCCUACACAGCCUACAGCCAGGACCUGCUCAGCGACACCGAGGUUGCUUUCCUCGUCUCGGGUGCCGUCCUCUACGCCUGCUACUGGGUGGCCCUGCUGACGCUCUACUUGGCCAUGGUGGCCCGGCGCUGCGGGAAGCGGCAGGAGCAGUGCGGGUUGGUCUUUGCCGAGGUGUGAGGACGCCAUGGGUCCCCUUGCAGUUGGCGCUGACCCAGCGGUGGCCAUCCGGCUGCUGCUCCCUGCGUGCGGCAGCACUGAGUGCCCCCCAAGGUCAGCAUUUGUGAUCAAGU